Baudoinia panamericana UAMH 10762 is the source of this 1920-nucleotide messenger RNA. RefSeq lists its product as uncharacterized. The coding region runs from base 101 to 1558 and encodes 485 amino acids. The transcript is spliced from 3 exons. The record is from RefSeq and is a predicted model, not a curated record. Lineage: Eukaryota; Fungi; Ascomycota; Dothideomycetes; Mycosphaerellales; Teratosphaeriaceae. Gene Ontology annotation, cellular component: cytoplasm; nucleus.
UUUUACUAGUCUCGUGCCCAUCGAUAUCGAACAACACCGUCACUCAAAUACACCCAACACAGCACUGAUAAGCUUUUGGAGAGCGUGGAUACAUACGACCAUGACAGACUCACCGGCACACCGCAUCCCGCUCGACCCUAAGGAACAACCGAUCCUCGACCGCAUCCUCACCAUCCGCGACCACCUGAGCAUCCUCAAGCAAGACCGCAGCACCUACGUCAAAUCCGCCGACGUCGUGAAGUACUACAACCAACUCGUCGACGAAGUAGGUCGCCUGAAUCAAAUCCGCGUUACGAAGCCCGACGAGCAAAACCGCGUAGACACGGUGCUCGACGAUUGCUUCCAACUCAUCUCGCUUUUCUUCCUGACCAUCGGUCGCAACUCCGAGGCCCCGGCAGUGUAUAGUGCUAUCAGCACUGUUAAGCGCUUACUGGACCAUCUUAUCGAGGCUGGGUUCUAUUCGCCAAAGGAUCUUGAGAGUAUCAGCCAUCAUCUCGAGCAAUGGCAGGCCUCAAUCGCGCGAGGCAAAGACUCGCAUAGCACGCACAUGAUCACGCUGCUGGAGGCGAGAAUACAUGUGUGUCAGCAAAAGCUUCACGAUUUACAGUCCAGUUUGAGCCGGUUGGAUCCGGAGAUGAUGGGCACGUACGAUAAGUUGGUGAGCAUAUUGCGCUCGUUGUCGGCUUGUAAUACGCGGUCGAGGUUUCCUGCAAAAGAGGUGCAGGAGUUUGAGAAAGAACUACUCCAGAUCCAAGAGGAGAUGCACCAGAUGCGCGAUGAACAUACAGGCAAAAGCGCCGAGCAAGUAUACGCCGAGCGCUUCCUGCAGCUAAGCUUGACCGACGACAAGAGCUCUGACGGCCCAACCAUCGUCCGCGCGUUGCUGGCACGGUGCUUACUCUGGGUCGAAAUCAUCCAAGUGAAACAAGGCCAUAUCUCCGACCGCUUCCAUGACCAAUACGACAAACUGCUCAAAAUCCGCAACACCCUCGAGCAAAUGAACCUCACCCACGCCUGGUCCCUGCGCGAAACAGACCUCUACUCCUACCAACGCCAACUCGACCGCAUCGACGAAUCACGAGUCGACGGCAACUUCGUCGACGCCGAAGGAAACCCCGCAGAGCUCUACGAACAACGCACCCUCCUCUAUCUCCUCCGCAAAUGUUACGCGUUCAUAUACCAGUACAUCAUCUCCUCCGAACCGGUCUCCGAAGCGUUGUUGCCGAUCUAUAAUCAGCUGCUGACGCUGAAGCGGUGUUUGAUUGAAGUCAAGCGGUCGGGCGGCGUGGAUAGUCCGAGAGAGUUGUAUCCGUAUUCGAUGAAGUUGAAUAGUAUCGAUAACAUGAAGAAGGAUGGUAAGUUCAUGGUUGGGAACGAUAUUCCCGAGGGCCAGGCUAGUGUGACGGCGUUGUUGGCGGAGUGCUUUGAGCUUGCUUAUGAGUUGAGGGAGGAGAGUCAGAGAGAGGAGGUGGAGACGGCAGAGGAGGAGGACGAUGCUGUAGAAGACGGCGGUGGUGCUGGGGUUGAGGCGGCGAAUGGGCUGAAGGUUGCAGGAUAGGUACGCUUUGAUGAGAGGCAUGCUCUUCGUUUUUCGUUGCAUGCUUACCGCAAGGCGCUGGGGAGCUGAGCUUUUGGUGGCACAACUCUGACCCGAUUUCGUAUCCUACAAUCCAAUCUAAAGUUCGGUUGGCGGCGCUGUACAGAAAUGUCCGCCGGGCAUACAGUACCUGGUUUGACCUCAAGCCAGCUCUAUCUUCUCCAGCAGAUUCUCAAGUACAUUCACAUCAUCGCUGUCAUCCUCAGGUGUGUCAGCAUCGACGAACGUUAAGCGAUCCCCGUACGAGAUGCACAAUUCCUCGCCUUCCUCAACAUUUCUUAACGCACGGUAUAUAACGAGCUGGUUCGGUACAUCUCUCGUCC